This is a messenger RNA of Thlaspi arvense, 2043 nucleotides long. The record is from the annotation of a GenBank genome assembly. Lineage: Eukaryota; Viridiplantae; Streptophyta; Magnoliopsida; Brassicales; Brassicaceae.
AUGGACUCUGAGAAAGUGUUCCGACCAUACUUCCACUUCUACUUCAUGAAGACUUGCAAUAGUCUGCGCAAAGGUGAUUGCUGUGGACACUUUAAAUCCACCAGUGAUGGCUACUUAAGCGACGGUAAUUUUUUCUACCACAAGAAAUGUGGAGACUCCCCUGAAUCUAUCCAACACCCAUCUCACUCUCUUCACACUCUUAAACUUCGCCACAAGCCUUGGACUGAAGAUAAGCUUCUUGUACCCAACAAAUGCGACAUAUGUGGCAAGAACAUCGUGAGUGUACACUAUCGUUGUGAGACCUGUGACUUCGAUAUGGAUCUAUACUGUGCAAUGUACCCACCACCAGAUGUUAUCAACAGCUCAGAGACGCAUCAGCACAAGCUCACUCUUCUCAAGGAGAAGACAGAGUUUGUCUGCGCUGCUAAAUGUGGGAAGACCAAUGUUGAGUUUCCUUACAAAUGUCAUGAAUGUGAUUCAGCCUUUCAUAUCGAUUGCGUAUGGAACCCGUUAAACCACCCUUCAGAGGUAAACCACUCUUACCACUCCUUGCACCCACUUAAGCUCUUUAGGGGUCUAGUACCUGAUUAUUCAGAUGGGAAAUGUCGUCUUUGCGGAAGAGAGGUUAUUGAUGCUGGAUUGUUUUAUCAUUGUUCUUCUUGUAACUUCACAUUGGACUGGCGUUGUGCUUUAGAGCCACCACCACAGUCACUUCUUGAUCUGAAAGCUCAUGAUCACCAGCUCACCCUUCUUCCAAGGCUCUUUUCUUUUACAUGUAAUGCUUGUGGGCUGAAGGGAUAUCGAAGCCCUUACAUGUGUGUUCAAUGUGAUUUCAUGAUCCACCAAGACUGUCUUGGUUUUCCAAGAAUCAUAAACAUCAACCGGCAUGAUCACCGUGUCUCUCGCGUUUCUCUCCUCGGUGUUGUGAAAUCUGUGUGUGGAGUUUGUCGCCGGAAAGUGGAUUGGACUUGUGGAGGGUUUUCUUGUCACAAGUGUCCUGGCUAUGUCGUUCAUUCGAAAUGUGCUACAAGAAACGAUGUAUGGAACGGGAAAGAGCUCGAAGGAGUACCUGAAGAAGAAGAAGAUAUAGAGCCGUAUGUGGUAAUAGAUGACAACACAAUACAUCAUUUCAGCCACAAAGAGCAUUACCUAAGACUCCACCACGCCAAUGGUAUUCUGUAUGAGGAGAACAAACGAUGCAACGCAUGCAUCCAUCUCAUUGGUCUCAAAUCUUUCUAUGGAUGUAUAGAUUGUGAUUUCACUCUCCACAAAAGCUGCGCUGAGUUUCCUAAGAAGAGAUGGCAUGUGCUACACAAUGAACGGCUUACUUUAGUUACAAGCAAGAUCGGUUUCUUCUGGUGUGAUGCUUGUCACAGAAUAUCCAAUGGCAUCAGGUACAUGCAUGGAGAUAAGAAGUUUGAUGUCAUGUGCAGUUCAGUUUCUGAGCCAUUUGUCCAUCAAAGUCAUCCUGAUCAUCCUUUAUACUACGUUCCAACAAACGAGGACAUAGUCUGCAUUAAUGGCUGCAAUAGGUCAGGCGUAGCUAAAGUGCUCAGAUGCAUUGAAGAUGAUUGUGAAUUCGUCUUAUGCUUCGAAUGUGCCACUCUACCACAAGUGGUAAAGCAUAGAAUAGACAAUCAUCCUCUCACAUUAUGCUAUGGCGAAGAGGCGAGUGGUAAAUACUGGUGUGACAUUUGUGAGAAAGAAACCAAUCCAAAGACAUGGUUCUACACCUGUAAAGAUAACCGGGCUAGUUUGCAUACAGAAUGUGUGCUCGGAGACACUACAUGGCUCAUGCCAGGAAGCACACUGAAGUAUUUUGAAAUAUCAUUUGAGGUGGUGCUCAAUAAAAGUGUGUCUCGCCCACUUUGCAGGGGCUGCAAGUCUCAUUGCAUGUACGCAAUCAUCUUGAAGGUGCCUAGAACCACAGGUACAUACUUUUGCUCUGUGAACUGCAUGUUUGGCAGCUGUGGAUCAUCAAACUCAUCAUUUAGCCGAAGUGGAGCAGGGAGGACAGAUCGUUACAUCUCCAAAAUGAAAUGA